Molecule: messenger RNA, 2199 nt
Organism: Rhizopus microsporus ATCC 52813
Lineage: Eukaryota; Fungi; Mucoromycota; Mucoromycetes; Mucorales; Rhizopodaceae
Product: ras GEF
Exons: 12
Coding region: 1-2199 (732 amino acids)
Biological process (GO): Ras protein signal transduction; positive regulation of GTPase activity
Cellular component (GO): plasma membrane
Molecular function (GO): guanyl-nucleotide exchange factor activity
Source: RefSeq, a predicted model, not a curated record
AUGAGCCGACGUGGAUCUAAAGCGAGUUGUGAUUCUCUUAAUGCAGGAUUGGCUGUAGAUGAUAUAAUAGAUCGUCUAGUGUCAACAGAAUAUAAUGAACAAGAUGAAAACAUUGUGCCUAUCUUUUUAACAUUUUUCAGAAGGUUUAUGAAACCUUGCGAACUUAUUGAUCAACUAGUUGAAAGAUUCAAACAUGAUGGAUUUUCAUCCUCACCAACAGCUCAACAGAAAAGAAUCUACAAUAUUUUAUUACUAUGGCUAUCUCAUCAUUGGAAUGAUUUUUAUGCCCCAAGAGCAAGAAGAUUAAUGGUUCUCUUUUUGGAUCACAUAUCCAAACACGAAUCAUAUACGCCCAUAUGCGACUCAUUAGCACCUUUAGUCAUACGUGAACCACCCUCGACUGACCCCGACAGUUGCUGGGGCCUGGUGGAUGAGGAGCAGCCGGUAUUUUCGAAUAAAAAAGACAGUGGAUACGUCUCAGGCACAUUUCAUCUUUUACUACAACAGACACCCCCACAGUCACCUAGAGAGGAUAGUGUCCCCAGGUUACCUAGACAACGUUACGUGUCACAUUCUGAGUCUGAGGGAUAUCGCCGUGCCGAGUUUGCAGGUGGUAUGAUCAACAUUGACGCAAGUAAUACACCUUAUGCUCCAUCCACAUUGACAAAUGCAAGUAACUGGACGUCAUAUAUUAGUAUCAUGAAUAAUUUUCGUAAACAAGAUCAGCUCAACCUGAAGACGAUCAUGGGAACUAGUGAUAACCACAUUGCCAAGCAGUUGACUUGGAUAGAAUCACAGCUCUUUUCGCGUAUCCAGCCUCGUGAAUUUUUACGUUACAUCGUGUCCAAUCAGUCAUCAUCAAACAGUAGCAUGAUACUUGCAUCUAUCGCCCAUUUUAAUUUCAUCUCUUCUUGGGUGGCAACAUUAAUCAUCAGUCAGUCAAGAGCAAGUAAACGAGCAAACGUCUUUCUCAAGUUUAUAUCUAUCGCGGUCGAGCUUCGUAAUAUGAAUAACUAUAAUUCACUUAUGGCUGUCUUGGCAGGGAUGAACAACGCAGCCAUAUUAAGGCUAAAGCAGACACGUCAAAUUGCAGCCACCAAAAAGAUUUACAAACAAUUUCUAAGCCUAGAACGUUUAAUGAGCACAGAUAAAUCAUUUUGCGCGUACCGCAUGGCACUCAGGGCCAGCAAGGGGUCCGGUAUUCCCUAUUUGGGUAUUCAUACUCAGGACCUUGUUUCCCUUGCCGAAGCAAACAAAGAUUUUCGAUCGGAUGGUACAGUUCAUUGGGAUAAAUAUAGACUGAUGGGUGAGACGAUCAUGUCUAUUAUAAAAUUCAAACAUCCAGGGUACACGAUUGAUCCAGAUCUACCUCUACUUUUAUCUAUAGCAGAUUGUCCUAUCUUAUCUGAAGAUGAGCUGUACAAGAAAUCAAUACUAGUAGAGCCAAAAGCCAACACAAACUCAAAUAACAGACUGAAAGAGCUCUGGUUAAGGCUAAAAAUGAUUAUACCAAGAGAACACAUCAUCCACUCAACGAAUCCUUAUGUACGCAAAUGCUGUGGCUGUAUUCAUUUACGAAUUGGAAAUACUUUUUCAUGUUUGAUCUGGGCAGGACUAUCACUCUAUUUUGCCAUUUUGUCAUUUCAGACGAAGAGUCCAUUCUUUUCAUAUACAAGCGUACCUACAGCACUUUAUAUAUUUGGAACGAUUAACCUGGUCUUAUUUGGUGUCUGUUUAGGAACACUAUUUUGUUUAUUUCUAAGGUCAGAGAAUGGUGUCAGAGCAGCUGCUUAUAUUAUAGGCAUUAAUGUCUUCAUAUUAUUGGUUGACGUGUUUAUCAACACCAUCUUGUUUAUUGUUCAAAAAGGUACCUAUGUCGAAUGGUGCAUAACAGCUGCUUCAAGCCCACUCAACAACCAAUUACUCAGCGCUAGCCAAGGAGAACAACAGCAGUUCAACUUUGCUAUAAAGGACUUUUACAACUGCAAUCGUACCUGGGAAGACGAGCUCAAAUUUACAAUUUUAUGUGCAGCAUUAAUUAUUGUACUUUAUUCAUAUUGGACUUUUUGUUUAUUCUCGUAUGCAAUCAAGCUUCAAGUUAACACUAGAGCAGCUAUGCUUAAAUACUAUCAGCAAGGUAUGUUGCCUCAGGUUCCUAUGAUGAUGCCUCAUGUGAAUAACGGGGAUAUCAUUCUUUAA